GAUGACAUAGUGAAUUGACAGAAUUUACGUCGCUGGGAGAUUGGGCUCUCGGCCAGCCACGGUAUCAAGUAAUAAUUCGCUCAGCCAAGGAGAGAAGAUACUGCAGUUUCGUGCCUUUUUAACAGGGAGUACAUAUUGUACUACUCCGAAACACCUAUACGUCGAGAAUUAGAUGCAUCUGGGAUUCGCUCAAAUCGUCAUCAUUUGGAUUCUGAUCUAAGGAGCUGAUAUCUUUAUUUUGUACAUUCUGCCUUCAUUAAAGUAAAGUACGUUCUAUCCUCUUGCCUCAAGACUGCUGAAUGAUCUAUUGGCUUCUGUUUCUUGGCAAAGUAGCCUUCUAGCCGCCGAAAGAAGAUAAUAAAGUACAAAAGCAGUUCAGUACGGGAUUUACAUCGUGAAAGUGUGAAAGUUUACUGCCUAGAAUUGACGAGAAGGGACGAAGUGUCUAAACGACACAAAGGACUGCUUGACCUCUUAGUAAUUACCUUCUGAAGGCUUUGAUCAUUUUUAUAUUAUCUUCAACCGAAUACGAAAUAUGUUGGACGGUCAAGGACCUUCACGGGGCAGCCAGGAAUCGAGUGAGGAACAGGCUAGCAGCAGUACAACUUCAAGAGCAGCUGCUAACGUGAAGAAGGAGUCGAAAUCAAGUUCCUCACGAGCACCCAAGACACGAUCGACGGCCGCUAAAAGAAUUCAAAGGGAAUUGGCCGACAUAACACUCGAUCCACCGCCUAACUGCAGCGCUGCGCCAAAAGGCGACAAUAUUUACGAAUGGGUAUCGACAAUCAUGGGUCCUCCUGGGUCAGUGUACGAAAGAGGAGUAUUCUUUCUGGAUAUCCACUUUCCUCCUGACUACCCAUACAAACCACCAAAGGUAACAUUUCGAACAAGAAUUUAUCACUGUAACAUCAACAGUCAAGGUCAAAUAUGUUUGGAUAUCUUCAAAGACAGUUGGAGUCCGGCAUUGACAAUCUCUAAAGUGCUACUUUCAAUAUGCUCCCUUUUGACCGACUGUAAUCCAGACGAUCCAUUGGUGGGAAGCAUUGCAACUCAGUAUCAAAGCAACAGAGCGGAACACGACAGAGUAGCGAAGGAAUGGACCAAAAGAUAUGCAACAUAAGUAACUAAAUCUCUUACGAUUGUGCCCAGCAACAGUUUGGUUUAAAUGUAGAACCACACCUAUGGCUAUGAGCUUUUAUGUACGCAAGGAUAUGAAAGAGUACUUAUUGUCCUCUAGACCUUGAAGUUUCGAUGUAAAUAUUAAGCGAUAUCUCUUACAGUUUGUUAGAUAUAAUUUUGGCACGUACACUACAGGCUUUUACAUAGAUCAGUGGCUUAGCUGGCACGUUGGGGUUAGAUUUAUGUAAAAGUCUGUAGUGUGCCUAUGCUUAUAGUAAUUUAAAGCGCCUGGGUACGAAGCUGUAACACUCCUGGCACAUAUUUUUACUUAGAAUGCGGAAAUUCCACGAUUUUAAUUAACCUUGUACAGUUAGUUUACCUUCCGGACCUAGGGUUUUUUUCAAUUGCAUAGACGCAACACAGCAAGUAUUUGUUAUUUGGAUAUUGAAAAUGAGUCCAUUGCCCCUAUAUAUUUUCAUAUAAGGAACGAGUAUAAAUACGAAAGAUAACGCUGGAGGAAAGAUUCGCGUGUAAAACAGGUGGCGCGAGACAAGUUUUUUAACACGUUCCUCGAUUGAUUCCCACAAUGAAGAGACGAUAACGCUGGAGAAGUUUUGACAUUACAGGUAGAUUUGCAAACUAGUAGGAUGUCAAUUAAACUAAUUUAACUUGUU
Molecule: messenger RNA, 1793 nt
Organism: Dendronephthya gigantea
Lineage: Eukaryota; Metazoa; Cnidaria; Anthozoa; Malacalcyonacea; Nephtheidae
Product: ubiquitin-conjugating enzyme E2 E1-like
Exons: 6
Coding region: 536-1120 (194 amino acids)
Biological process (GO): protein polyubiquitination
Cellular component (GO): nucleus
Molecular function (GO): ubiquitin conjugating enzyme activity
Source: RefSeq, a predicted model, not a curated record